AUGGAGAGAUAUUUGAAUUUACUCCUGACUUUAUGCACACUGCAUCUUGCUUUACAUUUUAGCCCAGCUGUGAGUGCAUCCAGGACGCCAUGGACAACUGCUGAUGAAAGUUUGGCUGCGGCAAGGAGUGCCAGAGCUGUCAACAAACCAAAUCCCAUCAACUGUAAACUCGGGAGAUGGUCAUCCUGGACUCCAUGUAACUCCUGCACAGAACAAAAGGUCCGUUUCAGACACAUAGAGAAGCCCUCUCAGUUUGGUGGCACCGAGUGCUUUGAGACACUAUGGGACAAGUUGGCAUGUCCCACAGUGACAACUCAGUGUAUGUUGACAGAUUACUGCGGAGACAGCUUCACCUGCAACGAAACAGGGCGCUGCAUCAGCCAGUCCCUUCGCUGCAAUGGAGAGUUGGACUGCGAGGGCUUUUCUGACGAAGACGACUGUGAAGAAAUCAGGCGGAGAGAUGACAAAUGUUCAACCUUUCUACCCAUCCCUGGGGCUGAACGUGGCACUCAGGGCUACAACAGCUUGACUGGAGGCUUUGUGGAUCAUGUACUUGACCCAAAGUACUUUGGUGGAAAGUGUGAAUAUGUCUAUAAUGGUGAAUGGAGGAAGUUCCUUUAUGAUGCAUUCUGUGAGAACCUGCACUACAAUGAAGACGAGAAGAACUACAGGAAACCUUACAACUACCAUACUUACCAUUUUGUGGCUCAAGCUAUGUCAGAGGGUUCUCAUGAAUACUAUGAAGAUAUGACGAGCGUCCUGGAAGCAAGAAAAACUAUGAGUUCCUCCAACGCUGGAUUCACAGUUAGGGUCUAUUAUGUGGAAGUUGGACUGACUGCAAGUCAAGAAUCUGAGUUUCUCAAAAACAUAACGCAACAUAAAAGCCAGGACCUAGGGUUCAUCAGGCUUUUCUCCAAAGUGCAAACAGCCCACUUUAAAAUGAGAAGUAAUGAGUUGAUGCUUCAUGAAGAUUUCUACAUUUCACUCAUGGAGCUGCCGGAGCAGUAUGACUUUGGGAUGUACUCCCGCUUCUUCAGCACAUUUGGCACCCACUAUGUCACAGAGGGAACUAUGGGAGGAACCCUUGAAUACAUUGUUGUCGUCAACAAAACGUCCAUGGCCAGCUCAAAUAUUGAUGGAAAUCAAGCUGGGCGAUGCUUUGGUGGCUCUAUUGGUGUAAGUUAUCCUAUCGACGGCUCUAAUUCAGUAGACUUCAAAGUGGGUGGGAAAGGAUGCAAAAAAACGGGAACAUUCAGUGCAGACAAGGACUCAGGUUCUGCUGUAAUUGAGGACAUUGUUACUCUGGUGAAGGGGGGAAAUACCUACAGCAGCAGUGGCCUGUUGGCUAUCAGGAACCCUGACACCUACAGGAACUGGGGAGCAUCCCUUAAAUACAACCCAACACUCAUCGAAUACGAGACCAUGCCAAUUUAUGAGCUUGUGCGCCUCAGCACGGCUGCCGAACAUUCAGGUACGAGACUGGCCAACUUGGAGAGGGGCUUGGAUGAGUAUCUGCAACAGUUCGACUCGUGCCGCUGCGCCCCAUGUAGGCACAAUGGCAUUCCUGUCCUCAGCGGUACUUCCUGUGUUUGCAUCUGUAAGCCCGGCUACCAGGGAGAGGCCUGUGAAGAAACUCUCAGAGGGGAUACCAGGACGGAUGGGUCGUGGUCGUGCUGGGGGGCCUGGGCAGCAUGUGCAUCGGGGAGGAAGACUCGGACAAGGACCUGUGAUAACCCUGCUCCUGAUGGGGGCGGAGCAACCUGCAGAGGCUCCUCCUCUCAGACUCAGCACUGUUGA
Messenger RNA from Notothenia coriiceps (black rockcod), 1797 nucleotides. RefSeq names its product complement component 8, alpha polypeptide (gene c8a). Gene Ontology annotation, molecular function: protein binding. Lineage: Eukaryota; Metazoa; Chordata; Actinopteri; Perciformes; Nototheniidae. The transcript has 11 exons. Bases 1 to 1797 code for a protein of 598 amino acids. Gene Ontology annotation, biological process: complement activation. The record is from RefSeq and is a predicted model, not a curated record. Gene Ontology annotation, cellular component: membrane attack complex.